Molecule: messenger RNA, 1405 nt
Organism: Ananas comosus (pineapple)
Lineage: Eukaryota; Viridiplantae; Streptophyta; Magnoliopsida; Poales; Bromeliaceae
Product: protein UPSTREAM OF FLC-like
Exons: 4
Coding region: 35-1171 (378 amino acids)
Source: RefSeq, a predicted model, not a curated record
ACUAACAACUUGUUCUCUUUCUCUCUUAAUUUCCAUGGCUUCUGCUUCUGCUUCUCGGGGAAGCGCGGAGCUCCCCGGUGAUCAGAGGGAGCGGGCGGAGGCGAGCCCGGAGAGGGCGAAGGUGUGGAUCGAGCCGAAGCCGCCGCGGAGAUCAUCGGAUAAGAAAAAAGCCGUGGCGGUCGCGGCCGUCGUCUACUACCUCUCAAGGAACAAUCACUUGGAGCAUCCCCACUACAUGGAAGUCACCUACUCCUCCGACGAAGGUCUCUUUCUCAGAGAUUUUAUCAACCGACUCAACGUUCUCAGGGGACAGUGGUUGGGGGCAAUGUACUCCUGGUCUUCCAAACGAGCCUACAAGAACGGAUAUGUGUGGCACGACCUCUCCGACGACGAUUUGAUCCCUCCGAUCCACAGCAACGAGUACGUGCUCAAGGGGACGGAGCUCGUUCCCACCGCCGCCUCGUCUUCGGUCACCGCGACCGCUUCCUCUUCGUCCAGCUCGGAGAAGCCUCUCGACGCAUCCAAAUCCAUCAGAGGCGAUCUCGGCUUCCACAAUUCGCGAAAAACCGAUACAGUGCCGAACUCUCGUGGGCUAACGGCGGAGACGGCUGUCGGAUCGGCCGACGCGUCGACGCAGACGGAGGAGAGACCGCCGUGGAGAGCGCGAGAGGAUUGCAUUGCCGACUACUCUAACUGUCGAGCGGAGCUCCGGAGGGAGGAGAUCUCGCCGCCGCCGUGCUUGUCGUCGAGCCCGGAGGCGCUUCCACCGCCCCUCAAAACAGCCUCGUCGACUGCGCGGGUCGACGGGGAUCGGACGGCAGGCGGUUGCUUGAGCGGCAGGUUCAGGGCUUCGACGGUCCUAAUGAAUCUGAUCCCCUGCAGCUCAGUGUCGGUGAAAGAAGCAGUAAAUAACAUUCCUGCUUCUUCUGUGGAGUACUACGGUGGGAGCUCGAUUGAGGCGAAGAGCAUCGGAGAAAAUGGUGCAGGAGAACUCUCACUGUUGAAGAGAUCAUCGUCUUGCAAUGUCAAUAGCAGUGGGGUGAAACUUGAGUUUUGUAAGGGAACUGAGGGUGCAGAUGCUGGAUGCAUGCCGCGAAAGCCGAGGACGACGAAAGAAGGGUACAUUCCCAUCGCGCGCAGCGCAAAUGUGGGCGAGAGAUUCACUAGGUAGCUGAAAAUUUUUAAAUGACAGGAAAAGGCGAAACAAUAAAGAAAAUUUGAGCUAUUUGAGAGUGAAAGCGCAACACCGAAUACUAACUAGAUUGGAAAUGUUGGAUGAGUUAACUAUCUGUAUGAAGCAGAUGCAUCAUGCAUGCUUCUUUUAGCCUUGCGUAAUUGAAUUUCAGUGAGAUUCUAUAAGUUCAUGUUUUUUCGCAGUUUUACAAUGUUGUCUGAAAUAUUAUUA